AUGCUUGAUUACGCGGGUAUUAUAAGUUUGAAAAGAGAGUAAUUCCAUGUAAAUAUUCGUAAAUAAAGAAAUGAAAAACAAUUCAAAGAAUCAAGAAAACAUUACAUAUAAUCCCUCUUUUCUUAAUAAACUGAAAUGCAAGAAAUGUCUAACUAAAUUAGAGAUAAAUUUGAGAAAAAUCAAAAACUUCAAGGAGAUUUUUUAUAGAUAAUGGUGGAUAGAAUUUUUGAAGCACUACAUAAAAAUAAUAAUAUGAACUAAUUAGAUGUAAAGUUAAGUAUUUUUAAUUUAUUAGACAAUUGAUGCAGCUGUAUGGAUGUUAAAAUCAACAGAAGAAUAAACUUAUGAAGAUGAAUUAAGUGAUAAUAUUAGGAUGUUGAGAAUAGUAGAAAAAAUGAUCUUAUAUUCUUAAGGUUAUGAGAUUAAUAAUGAACCACUCAAUUCAUAAAUUAUUAUUUAUGCAGCUAAAGUUAGUAUAUGUACUUAAAUAGUUCCUAAAAUAUUGGACUUAAUUUGAAGAUUAAUCAAUAUAUCAUAAAUUUGGAGAAAUAGCAGAAACAGUUUAUUUCUUACUAAACAAAUAAGAAUAAGUGUUUAUUAAGAGAGGAGCAGAUAUAUUGCAUAAUAUGGCUUUGAUUGAUAACAGUAAGUUAUUAUCUAAAUUACAUGAUCUUAUUAUUUUUGGCCAAAAAUUAGUUAAGCCUAUUUGUACUAUUUUAAAAACAUCACAAAAUGCUAAAAUAUUAGCUACAUUAUGGAGAGUUGUUUUAUAAACAUUUCUAGAUUAAGAUAAGAAUGGAUAACUUUUAUAUAUCAAUUUCAUUAUCAAUGAAAAUUAAGAAAAUAUUAGAUUUCUUAAUCUCUUGGUAAAUUCAGCCUUAGAAUCAGAAUAAUAAAAUCGUAAGUUAUUUAAAAAUUAAUUACAUUUAAUUUAACAUAUACUUGAUUAUUAUUAAACUGAGGAUGAAUAGAUCUAUGAAGAAUUCAAGUAAUUACUAAUUACAUCAUCUUUUUCACUUAAAUUGAAAGAUUUCUGGCUCUUCCAUUCAUGGAAUUCUAUUGCAAAUACAGCUCAUGAAAUUUAAACACAUUUAGAUGAAUAAUAACUAUGA
Molecule: messenger RNA, 1112 nt
Organism: Paramecium sonneborni
Lineage: Eukaryota; Ciliophora; Oligohymenophorea; Peniculida; Parameciidae
Source: the annotation of a GenBank genome assembly